UUACAUUUAUUCCGUAAUGAGGUUCAGGUGUAGUGACAGGUGUUCACCAGUAGGGGGCAGUUAACCAGCAUCCAACCUUCUGAAGAAGGCGCUUACUUCCGGCCAAACAGAGACUCCCAUUGGUCGAAACCCUCAUGGCUUUUGUAACCGUACGAAAAUGUUUUGUAACUGUUGAACAAUGUUUUAUAGCUACGUUGUUUCGUCAAGUCACAGUUUGGGUCCGCGGGUGUUUACUCAAGCACAACUUGUAGCAAACGUAAAACCUUCAGGUCGCCUCCUGCAGCUUGCUCCCCGGCUCUGGCAGCGACAUGUCCCCGGUGCCCAAAGUGAGACUGUCCGGAGGUCUGGAGAUCUGCCGGGUCCUGAACGGGAUGUGGCAGGUGUCCGGGGCGCACGGAGCGGUGGACAAAGCCAGAGCAGUUGAGGCCAUGCAGGCCUACGUAGACGCUGGUCUGACCACAUUUGAUAUGGCAGAUAUUUAUGGGCCUGCAGAGGAAAUAUUUGGACAGUUCAACAGCCAGCUGAAGUCCAGAUCCUCUGAGACUGCUGCUCCAGCUCUGCAGAGUCUGACCAAAUAUGUGCCAAGACCAGGACCAAUGAACCGCAAGGUGGUGGAGAAGGCACUGCAGCGCUCCAUGGCCCGUAUGCAGGUGGACAGUCUGGACUGUGUUCAGUUCCACUGGUGGGACUAUGGAGACAAGAGAUACUUGGACGCGCUGGGACACCUGUCUGAUCUGCAGCAAGAGGGAGUCAUACGUGAACUUGCCCUCACUAACUUUGACACACAGAGACUGGAGGAGAUCACUAAAAGAGGCAUCCGUAUCUCCAGCAACCAGGUUCAGUACUCUGUGAUUGACCAGCGACCUGCAGCGAAGAUGGAGCAGUUCUGUCUGGCUAACGACAUCAAGCUCCUCACUUACGGCACUUUGGCUGGCGGUUUGCUCUCAGAGCGUUAUCUGGGGAAGGCGGAGCCCAACUCUAGGGCGGAGCUCCACACCGCCUCCCUCUCUAAGUACAAAAACAUGAUCGACACUUGGGGCGGCUGGAACCUUUUCCAGGACCUCCUUGUCACCUUGGAGACCGUUGCCAAGAAAUACGACUGCUCACUGGCCAGUGUGGCAACGCGUUUCGUGCUGGACCGCCCUGCGGUGGGCGGGGUCAUUGUGGGCUGUCGGUUAGGCGUCGCAGGGGCGGGGCAGCACAUCAGUGACAGUCUGCGUAGCUGCAGCCCUGACCUGAAGCUCACGGCGGAAGAUCUCACCACCAUCGAAGCAGUGACACGCCGCUCCAGGGACCUCAUGGCGCUCAUUGGGGACUGCGGGGAUGAGUACAGGAGCUAAAAGGGGGAGAGGGGAGACUGAAUGACUGACUGGAUGUGACAGACGGGGUGAGGACAGAAGCGUAACAUCUCCCACAGCACAAUCACAUAAUGGAAAACAAUAAAAUGCAACUCCUGAUGGAAAUCAGAUUUCUGCCACUUGAUCUGUAUCAGUUUUUGCUCACAAAGACUACCUGCUCCUCUGUGACAGAUGAUAAAGAACAUUUGGCAAAAGCUUGUGAAAAUUAGUUUUAUCAUAAAUGUGUAGUUAUAUAAAAGACGCAUUUAAACAAACUGAACACUUCUCUCCUACAUUGCCCGCUUAGAGGGAGAAACUUCUCAUUACAGUUAAUAAUCAGUGUUUACAUGAAAAAGGUCUUGUAUGUCUUCAAUUCAGAGAAAGUUCAGUGUCUCAGUUGUCUAAGCUGUAUUAUAAAUAUAUAUAUAACAUAAUGAGAUAUAGUGUCUGAAUUAUGGCACUCUAUUUUUACUUGAAUGUAAUAUUUCAGAUGAUUUUUUUUCUUGCAAUGAACAUUUUCAAAAAACACUUUAAAGGAAUGUAUAUAAAAGUGAAUAAAAACUUUUUUUCCACCA
Lates calcarifer (barramundi perch) is the source of this 1912-nucleotide messenger RNA. RefSeq names its product L-glyceraldehyde 3-phosphate reductase. The record is from RefSeq and is a predicted model, not a curated record. Gene Ontology annotation, molecular function: oxidoreductase activity. Lineage: Eukaryota; Metazoa; Chordata; Actinopteri; Centropomidae. The coding region runs from base 309 to 1340 and encodes 343 amino acids. The transcript is spliced from 8 exons.